CGACUGCGCACUCGCGCGCCCUGCGGCUUCCGCGGCCGCCGUUGGCCGUUGGCGCGGCUUGGGUGGUUGUCUUGGAGAAUCAAGAUGGCGGCGGCGGCGGCGGCGGCGGCGACGGCGACGGCGACGGCGGCCGCGGUGGUGGCCGAGGAGGACACGGAGCUGCGGGACCUGCUGGUGCAGACGCUGGAGAACAGCGGCGUCCUGAACCGCAUCAAGGCUGAACUCAGAGCGGCCGUGUUCCUGGCGCUGGAAGAACAAGAGAAGGUGGAGAACAAAACUCCUUUGGUCAAUGAGAGCUUGAAAAAGUUUUUAAAUACAAAAGAUGGUCGGUUGGUGGCUAGUCUGGUGGCAGAGUUCCUUCAGUUUUUUCACCUUGACUUCACCUUGGCUGUGUUCCACCCUGAAACGAGCACAUGUCAAGGUCUUGAAGGUCGAGAGAACUUAGCCCGAGAUUUGGGUAUCAUUGAAGCAGAAGGCACCGUGGGUGGACCCUUAUUGUUAGAACUGAUUAGACGCUGUCAACAGAAAGAGAAAGGGCCUGCCAGUGCGGAAGGUGCAUUGGAUCUGUCUGAUGGACAUCCUCCAUCAAAGUCACCUGAAGGAAAAACAAGCUCCAACUCCACCCCAAGUAAGAUACCAAGGUAUAAAGGACAAGGUAAGAAGAAGACAAGCGGGCAGAAGUCCGGUGACAAGAAGACCAACAGUGAGACCAGUCAGAGCGAGACCAGUGUCUCCUUGUCAGAGCCAAAGAGCAAGAGCAGCCUGCACUCCCUGACCCAUGAGACAAGAAUCGCAUCCUUCCUGAGCAGCAACACGUUACAUGCAAAAGACAAAGGUGCUCUGUGUGCGGAGGAAGAUGAUGCAGAAGGAGAUUCUUUCUUUGAUGAUCCCAUUCCUAAGCCAGAAAAAACUUACGGUUGGAGAAGUGAACCUAGGAAGCAAGUGGGAAGUCUGGCCUCACUCUCUGACAUACCCCCCUUAAGGAGUGGUCUCAGCUCCCUGGCAGGAGCCCCUUCAUUGACAGAUACUGAGAAUAAAAGAGGAAGCAGGGUCCUGAAGGAUCUGAAAUUGGUCAAUGAGAAGAUUGGAUCACUUGGGCUAGGAACUGGAGAAGAAGAAGACUAUGUUGAUGAUUUUAAUAGUGCUAGCCAUCGCUCAGAAAAAAGUGAGUUGAGUAUUGGUGAAGAAAUUGAAGAAGACCUUUCCGUGGGAGUAGAUGACGUCAACACCAGUGACAAACUCGAUGACCUCACGCAAGACCUGACUGUUUCCCAGCUCAGUGAUGUGGCCGAUUAUCUGGAAGACGUUGCAUAGACAGGAAAAGGAAGUAUUCUGACCAACAGAAGAGAACGGACUUGUCGGCUCCGUGGUCUCCAGUCAGUCACUCUUGCUGGAAUGUACGCUCCUGCUGGUGCCUUGCAUUUCAAAGACUGCAGAUAUUUUUAAAAGUUAACUUUUCAGUUUAGUAAACAAAAUACUUCCUAUAUGAGCCCAUGUCUAGGAGGUUAAUAUUCUUAAUUUGGUUUAGCUGUAUAUCGCCAAGGAGAUUGUCUAUAUUCGGGUCCAUUAUGCAAGGAAAUGCCAGUGUUAAAAAGCAGAAAGAGAGCCGGGCGUUGGUGGCGCACGCCUUUAAUCCCAGCACUCCGGAGGCAGAGGCAGGCGGAUCUCUGUGAGUUCGAGGCCAGCCUGGUCUACAAAGUGAGUUCCAGGACAGCCUCCAAAGCUACAGAGAAACCCUGUCUCGAAAAGCCAAAAAAAAAAAAAAAAAAAAAAAAAGCAGAAAGAGAGAGGGGUCAGUACAGCUGGAGUUUGUGUCCCUGCGUCUCUGGCUGCUGCAGAGACGUCUGAGACCUCACAUUUGCCAUAGAAAGCUAACCCACUAAAUGUGCAUGAGGUGAGUUAGCCCGAAGUUGGUGAACUGACCUGAUAAGUCUGUGAUGCUGAAGUGUAUCAGUACAAGCUAAAUUGGAUGUGUGAACGUUAUUUUGUAUUUUCCUUCCAUUUGGAAGGUUUGUUAGACCAUUAAGGUUAUAUUAUACGUUUUAAAGUAGAAGUGGUUAGGACUCUUAAUUCAUAGACUUGUCAAUCAUAGUUAAGGUUUAAGGUCGCAUUUGUCCUGCUGUCUGUGAGCAGCUGUAGACACAGAUUACUUCAUUAUAGUCUUAAUUUAUUUCUAAAGAUGCCUUGAAACAUUCAGUACCAAAAUGCAUCUGAAACUGUCAAGCAGUGCUUUUAUUUCAGAUCUGUAAGUUGAUUAUAUUUAAAUCCAAAUUGGAAUGAAAUAGUAGUAAUGGCCUAAGACCAUCUAUAUUCAGUUUGACAAACUUUGUAUACUGUACAUAAUUGCAUCAUAGUCCUUUAAAAAUAGAGCCAAUAGUAGAAUUUCUGGCAGAUUUAGGCCAUGUUGUUGUAGUGAGGUGCAGGGAUCUAGGCAAUGCUAAAACACUUAAAUGUGCAAGGAGAAAACUCAGUCCUAUGCAUGUACAGUCAUAUACCACAGCUAAGUGAAAUUUAGGGAGUUGUGAAACUUUGAUACAUUUUAUUUCAAUUGUGACUGUUAAAGUUACCUUUAUUAAUAAAAAAGAGAAAUUGUCCAUUCAUGUUGAAUAAGUGAGCAGGGACUGUGUACCAAUGCCACUUUCCAUUCCAUUACUGCUAAGUAGGGCAAGUGACAUUUACCGGGCUGUUAAGUGCAGAGGAAAUGAAAAUGUAGUACAGAGUCCUGGCAGUAGAGUCUGGCUUUUUAAAACUGAGUGAAACUGAACGAUGAGCAUCAAGAGGAAGUAGGACAGAAAAUGGGCCAUGCGGCCUGGAAGCCCCUGUGUAUUUCUGUCCUCAGUCUGCCCUGACAUGGUGCUGUCUGUUUGUCAUGCUCUCCUCUUAGAAACUGCUGUGAGCAGACACUGUCUGCUUGUCAGAAACUGCACUACCCUGCCGUCUCUUCCCUGCUUUGUGAAAGCGCUGGAGCUGGUGGGGUCCCUGGGGUCUGGAGCAAACAGUGACUUGAUAGUUGGUGAGCUCUACAAGUGCGUGAACUGACCCGGCCCGCAGGGUGGCAGGAUGUGGCUUUCUAUAUUUGAGGAAGACUUUCCAGCAGUCAGAUGUGAAAUUUGUCACUUUCUAUUACCCAGGGACUGACCUUUUGCUAAUUCUUGAGAAGGUGGGGAGAAAAUGCCAAACUGCAGCUUUGUGGUCGCAGUACAUAAAGGUAUUGAAUAAUUCUGAAAUGUGAAAUCCAACAAGUAGGAAACUGUUUCCAAGUAUUCCUUGCCUAGGUAUUGUUAACCUGUUAAACUUUUAACAGGUUCUGCAUAUAAUAAUGUUUCUCUUAUUUAAAGUGAAUUAAAGUGUUGAUCAGUGGUAACGA
Molecule: messenger RNA, 3367 nt
Organism: Mesocricetus auratus (golden hamster)
Lineage: Eukaryota; Metazoa; Chordata; Mammalia; Rodentia; Cricetidae
Gene: Cep43
Product: centrosomal protein 43
Exons: 13
Coding region: 85-1314 (409 amino acids)
Biological process (GO): microtubule anchoring
Cellular component (GO): centrosome
Source: RefSeq, a predicted model, not a curated record